Molecule: messenger RNA, 1946 nt
Organism: Leucoraja erinaceus (little skate)
Lineage: Eukaryota; Metazoa; Chordata; Chondrichthyes; Rajiformes; Rajidae
Product: zinc-binding protein A33-like
Exons: 6
Coding region: 60-1469 (469 amino acids)
Molecular function (GO): protein binding; zinc ion binding
Source: RefSeq, a predicted model, not a curated record
AGCCCAUUGGAUUAUCUUGCUCCUCUAGUAUCUUUGCCGUGAACCAGGAAGUUGCCGAAAUGGCUUCCAAGGCACAGAGUGAGAAUUGGACAGAGGAGACAAUUUGCUCCAUCUGCCUUGAAUUCUUCACCAAUCCAGUUUCACUGGAGUGCGGGCACAAUUUUUGUCGCCACUGCAUCACUCGGUGCUGCGAACCGAACAGUGUGCAUUGCUGCCCCGAGUGCAGGCGCGAAUUUCCGGGUAUCCCUUCCGCGAUCAACUGGGCCCUGGCGAGUCUGGCCGAGAAAGCACACAAGUUAAAGCAGAGCCAGAAGGAGAAGAAAAGUAAACUCCUCUGCGAGGAACACGAGGAAGAGCUGAAGCUGUUUUGUGACACAGACAAGAAGCUGAUCUGCCUGAUUUGUCGAGAUGCGCGGGAACACAAGUCUCACAACUGUAUACCGAUUAAGGAAGCUGUCGAAAUCUACAAGGAUCAGAUGAAAUCCUCCUUCAUCUCUCUCUCCAAGAAGAUAUCAGAAUUCCAGGAAAUGGAACUGCAGCAGAAACAGACGAUUAGUAAGAUUAAGAAACAGUCGCGCUACCUACAGACUCGCGUGGCUUCAGAAUUCGCUGAAGUGCACAAAGUUCUCGCUGAGAAAGAACACAGCUUAAUCAAAGGCCUCAAGGAAGAUGAGGUGAAAUUCGUGAGCAUAAUGGAAAGAAAUCUUAGAUACAUUCAAGAUAAGUUGAUAUCCAUUCAAGGGAAGCUGGCAAAUCUGGGAAAACAGAUGAAACAGAAAGAUGGAGCUAUCUUCCUGAAGGAGGAAACCUCUCGGAAGAGCAGCCUUAACGAAAUAGAUCAGAAAGUGUCGGUGACUGGAGGCAGCCUCUCGAUGGGACAUUUCAACUGCACUUUGCCGUUUGCAGUGUGGAGAGAAUAUAUUGACACUGUUAAAUCGGACUCUGUGACCCUGGAUGAGGAUAGCGCGCAUCCGGAGCUCGAGGUGUCCUGCAGCCUGAUGGAUGUGAGAUUGACCGGGGUCAGGAGAAGCCUCCGCAACAACAGGAAGAGGUUUAUGGAAUGUCUCUGUGCGCUGGGAUCGGAGGGAUUCACAUCGGGGAGACAUUACUGGGAGGUGGAGGUGGCGGGGAGUCGCCGCUGGAGUCUGGGAGUCGCCGCAGAGUCUGUGGAGAGGAAGAGACGGGUCGACCUGAAACCAGAGGAAGGAUUCUGGACCAUCGAGAGAUAUCGCGAGGAGGUUUCCGCAAGCAAUUCUUCCCAGAUCCCUCUCUCAGCCGGUCCCGUCCCCGGGAGGGUGGGAGUUUACUUCAGUUACGAAUCGGGGUCAGUCUCAUUUUAUGACGCGGACACCAAGUCCCACCUCCACACGUUCACCGGGAAUAAAUUCGUGGGGAAAAUGUAUCCCUUCUUUGGUGCUUGGGAUGAAAAUCAAUGGCUGAAGAUAUGCUUCAUUCCCUGCUCGAAUUAGUAAAAGGGUCGGGUCCCGGGACCGGCGUCAUGAGUGGGGCUAAUGGGCUGUGGGGCAGAAACCGUGUGGAAAAAUGGUUGGCGCUGAACCGGUUGCCUUUGAUCCCCAAAUUUCGCGUCGGAGUAGACUAGUAUAAAUAUCAAUGUGGGUUUGUGCCUUUGUGCAUUUGUUCAUUGGAUCAUCAUUAGUAAAGGAAUGGCGUGUGUGAGAUUAGUCACUGAAUUCUGGAGCAACUCAGUGGGGACAGGCAGCAUCUCUGGAGAGAAGGAAUUAAAUGUAUCUUGUAUCUUGUAUCUUGGGUGACGUUUCGGGUCGAGACCCUUCUUCAAACUAGUGUCAGGGGAAAGGCAACGGGAGAUAAACUGUGAGAUUAGUGAUGGCCAACUGCACCGAUGUUCAAACGGUCACCCACUCCCAGCCUAUUCAGAGGCGCUUUGCCGUGGGGGGGGGGGGGGGGGGGGGGGUGGGGGGGGGGGG